Messenger RNA from Rhizophagus irregularis DAOM 181602=DAOM 197198, 1436 nucleotides. RefSeq lists its product as uncharacterized. Gene Ontology annotation, biological process: nucleotide metabolic process. Gene Ontology annotation, molecular function: ATP:ADP adenylyltransferase activity; ATP binding. The record is from RefSeq and is a predicted model, not a curated record. NCBI's taxonomy places the organism in Eukaryota, Fungi, Glomeromycota, Glomeromycetes, Glomerales, Glomeraceae.
GAAAGGAACGAAAGGAACGAAAGGAACGAAAGGAACGAAAGGAACUACGAUAUGCAAGUAUUAGAGAGUACUAGCUUGUAAAUUUGACUCAUCAGGGUUUCUUUACGAACAGAAAUUAUUGAAAUGCAAACCAAUUUUGAGAACAAAGUUACCGAAACCUACGAACGAGCGUUUAGACGCGGAGAGCUAUAUUUUGUAGAAAGCACUAUUGCUAAUAUAACAGAGAAUGAUAUUGAGUUUGAAAUACGUUUUGCUCCUAGUUUAGCAAAAAAACCUACAGCUGAGCAAACGGAAGAAAGCCCAUUAAAACAUAAGGCUGAUCCAUUCGCACCAUAUAAUCAAGAACUCUUUGUACAGGAAUUUGAGAACCACGUUAUUUUAUUGAAUAAAUUUUGCGUAGUUCCUAAUCAUGUCUUGGUUGUUACCAAAGAAUAUGAAGAACAAUCGAAUCUUCUUAAUCAAGAAGAUCUUGCUACUAUGUGGUAUUGCAUGAUGCAAACCAAGAGUCAAAGUACGAUUGCUUUCUAUAAUUGUGGUAGCCUUUCUGGUUCAAGUCAGCCACAUAAACAUAUGCAAGUUAUUCCCUUACCGAGUAAUGUCCGUUUUAGUCCUCCAAUUAACGCUAUUAUUUACAAAUAUCAGAAUAAAGUGCCAGGUGAAAUUUUUAAUUUUUCAGAAUUGCCUUACGUUCAUUAUGUGACUCUACUAGAUCCUCAACAAUUGAGCGGACAUCAUGGCCAUAAUUAUAAAGAGACUGUUAGUCAAUAUUUGACUGAAAAUUAUCUUUCAUUGGUAAACACUAUGGCCGAGGGAUUUCGCGCUUCAUCAUUGACUGAUCCUUUUUCAUACAAUUUUUUGAUGACUCACACUUGGAUGAUGAUAGUGCCAAGACGUGGCGAGAAAUAUGGGCAAAUUUCUGUUAAUUCCCUUGGAUUUGCGGGGAUGCUUUUGGUAAAGAGUGAGGAAGAAUUAGAAUUUGUUAAAAAUGUUGGGUUACUACGUGUUUUAGAAGGCGUAGCUGUCUCAAAGGAUAAAGACCAAUUAAUCGAUAAUAUCCAUAUUUCAGUAUGAUUAGAGACUGCAUAAUGUGCAUUUUAUUAUUAUUGUAAGUUGUCUCUUCGCCAAUUAUUGGUUUGGCUGAUAUCUAACCCAAAUUGUAUUUAUUAUAAUUAUUAAAAAAUUACAUUAUCGCCAUAUUAAUAAAACAAACGUAAUAAUUAAAAUAUGUUUUUGCUACUUAGCCAGUCUGAGAUGCAUAUCUUAGCAGAUAUUUGAUUUUCUUUCUGGUAAAAAAAUUUUUUACCAGGAAACAAUAAUCAUUAUAAGGAUUCAACCAUUAAAAAGACUGCAUAAGAAAUUAAAUUACUAUCCGCAUCGUACUUAUCUUUUAUUAGGCUUAUUGAUUUUAUAACGCUAUAAAAGGGUUUAUACGAAUA